CAAACUCCAACUAUAGUUUUGGUUCCACAAAUAUUGAGGACGCUGACCUUGUAGAUUGAUGUCGAAGUCAAGUUUUAGAGUAUUGGAUCGCAGCGUUUCCAUUUCCCUGAAGAAACUACGGAGUUAACUUUAAAAUAAAUGGCUGCCGUCGAUUCGGGAGUCGAAACAGAAAGUGAGAGCUUCAACGAAGACAGCAGCAACAGUUUACCCUCAACUCCCAAAGUCGAAGACGAGGGCUUACACGGAGUUAAACAGAAGGUUCAUGUGUCGAAACCGGUGGUCCAGCAAUUCAGUGUAGACCCUCCAGCAGGGCUUUCGUUUGAAAAUCUCAGACCAUGUUUGAAUUUCGGACAAGGAUACGAAGCCCAGAUGCUGGGACAAAAUUAUCCAAAUGCGGUUGGGUUGCCUUCCUUUAACUGUAAAAUGAGAGCCAGUCGGGGUGUGAGAGUGGUGCGUUUCUACCAACAGAGCAAUGCAAGAAGCUGGAGUAAAUGGAAACUUUACUUGGGCGAAAGAAAACUCCGUCUGGCUGCAAACACUAAUGACUUAGAUAGACUGAAAACUUUGUUGGAUUCUGGGAUAGAUCCCAAAUCUUGUGAUGAGUUUCUCCGAACUGCUUUACACCUUGCUGCCUCCAAAGGUUACACAGAAGUUGUGAGGCUUUUGCUACAUUACGGUGCUGAUCCCAAUCAAAUUGACUCACUCGGAAAUACACCUCUGCAUUUAGCUGUCUGCACAAAUCACGUAAACGUUGUGACACUGUUGCUCCGAUCAGGAGCCAAUUUACGCCUUCUUGACCGAAUGGGAAGAAAUCCCUUACAGUUGGCUGAAUCGAAACUAAAGCUCCUGCAAAAGAGAAAUAUUGGCGAAAACUUUAUGCAAAUUCACUGUGAAGUCUUACAAGUGGUUGAAAUGUUAAAAACGUACCUGGAGAAAACUGGACAAGAUGACGAAGCUGAACUAAUGAAGUCGUUCUCCGAGAGGCUGACGUUAAAUAACAAUUCGGUUGGCAGCAACAACAAUAACAAUGACAUGGAAUCGAGUGUAAAGGAACUUCUUGCCAGCCUGACGGCGCUCAAUUUGAAAAAGGAAUCCGAUAACUGAAGGAAAAAACGUUUUGACGGCAAUUUCACUUGCCCCCCAGCAAUUGGUACGGUCUCCCUAGUUGUAAUCACCAAAUUCUCAUGACAAAAAUAUCGAUACAAAUAUCUUAACCAUUUCCAAUAAACUUCAAGUGACGCAAUACUGAUAACAAAACAAAACAAAAAAAAAAGCCCCGAGUCUCCGUGAACUAUUUUUCCAAUGAGAAUUUAUAAUUAGUUAUAAAGAAUCCAAAUAGAUACGUCUAGACUAUGUCUAGAAUUUAAUAAUUUAAACAAAAAAAAAAGCGGCCACUGCCUUAAGAAAAAGCAAUUGGCAAAAACAAAAAAAAAAGGAAAAUAUUUCGACCCCCAAAAAUCUCGUUAUAUCCCGCGUGAGUUUGUUUGUUUAAGCCGUCCCUGGUGAAUGAGCAAUAAAUAAUUAUAAAACAAAAUUUCUUAGCCUUCAUAAUCUCUGUAUGUUAUAAAUCAACGAUUUCACCAUCAAAGUUUCAUUCGAAGAAAGCGGAAACAAAGAAUCAGAUUCCGUGCAACGAAUAAUAAAUGUUUGUCUUUGCAUUGGUAAAUUGGGCCUAUUGCGCGUUGCGACUUUUUCUCAAGAAUAAAAACUAAAAGGUUGUGUGUACACGACGACGAUGCAGCUUGUAGUUGAACAAACACAUUGUGGGCGGCGCUACGUGUACCGCGUUCAAUCAUUCCCGGUCACUUCCCGACUACCCACACACACACGAUUUUACUCUCUAUAGCUCUUCAGGCAUUGGCCCGGUUGGAAAAGGGGAAGAAAACCUCCGCAACACACAAAGAUGCGUGCGUGUAGCAUAUACAGUGCCUCGAGGGUUUACUGAUGAAUCGGGAGAGAAAAACCUGUUAUGGUCUCUGGGCGACGGAGCAGAAGGCAACAAGCAGCACUCCGGUACACUAGUAGGUAAAACCAUCCUCCUCCUCUUCGUCUUGAAUUUUUGUUUCUUCUUCGUCGCUUUUAUUCGACGCUGGCUGGGCUGACCCUAACAACAAGCCAAAGCCACCUUUUUUAAGGUGUGCCUGUGUGUGUGUGUGUUUCCUUGAGAACAUUUUUCGGUUGUGAACAAAUUUCGUUUCCCUGUUGAUUGACAUCCGGUUGCACUAAAACGUAGUACAGACAGACUGAAACCUCAUCCGGUUUGCAG
Messenger RNA from Daphnia pulicaria, 2266 nucleotides. RefSeq names its product ankyrin repeat domain-containing protein 54-like. The transcript has 6 exons. Gene Ontology annotation, molecular function: protein binding. The record is from RefSeq and is a predicted model, not a curated record. NCBI's taxonomy places the organism in Eukaryota, Metazoa, Arthropoda, Branchiopoda, Diplostraca, Daphniidae. The coding region runs from base 139 to 1104 and encodes 321 amino acids.